Molecule: messenger RNA, 1813 nt
Organism: Tribolium castaneum (red flour beetle)
Lineage: Eukaryota; Metazoa; Arthropoda; Insecta; Coleoptera; Tenebrionidae
Exons: 3
Coding region: 280-1725 (481 amino acids)
Biological process (GO): proteasome-mediated ubiquitin-dependent protein catabolic process; multicellular organism development
Cellular component (GO): cytoplasm
Molecular function (GO): zinc ion binding; ubiquitin protein ligase activity; ubiquitin conjugating enzyme binding
Source: RefSeq, a predicted model, not a curated record
CCAAAACUACUAGUCUAGUCAACAAACUUAGGGAAUUUCACCAUUCACCAUGAUUAUUUUUGUGUUGGCAAAACAGAUUCCCCCACGUGUACCUAUUAUUUAAAAAAAAACAUCAACACAUCUGUGGCACAUUAUGAUGGACUUUUUUAAUUUAGGAAAUUGCAUUGAGUUCAGUUUUAGACUGCAGAUCGGUUGGUGAUUAAAUUAAACUACGUACAAUUCCUCGUGUUUACAUUUCUUUUGUGUUUUUUUUUAAAAACAUUCAUCUGGCAUUUUAUAAUGGAUUUCCGCACUUUAUCUUCGAGCGAGUCAAUUAACCAAAUAUACGUAAGAUGCACCUCGUGCAAAAACUACUUGUCUUACUUCCCCGUGAUGUUAACCCAAGAAGAAACGUUAUGUGGAAGGUGCCCUUCGAAGAACAAUUCGAUUCGAAACGUCUCCUACGAAGCUUUGGCCCAAUUUGUGGCCUUUCCAUGCCGUUACCAACCUCAAGGAUGUUGCGAUAAAUUCCCUCCUGGAGAAAUACCGGAACAUGAAGACAACUGCGAGUUCCGGGUAGUUCCCUGUCCUUUGGACGAAUCAGUGGCGUGCAAGUGGCAAGGGCCAAGAACUGAAUUGUUACACCACUGUCUGGAUGAACAUUCUGAUUUGGUGCUUGAAAAUGGCAAAUUCGAGUUGAGCUUGACUGGUUCCGGAAAUUUUGUGAAUGUGAUAGAAUUUGAAAAAGUUCUGUUGAUUUUCAAAAGAAGUUUCGAUUUGGAACGCAAAUUAUUGAAGUUUGCAUUGUACAGAAGCAAACAUGAUCUAGGCAAUCAACAGUUUUUAUGCCGAUUAGAAAUUAAGGGCGAAAAUAAUACGGUGUCAGGUGAUUUUGAUUCAAGUCUAGAAGCAAAUUACAAGAUGGGUGAAAUUAGACUUGAAGCAAUAAUGUGUGUUACUAGUAUGGCUGUUGGGAAAUUAAUGAUUAAGAAACUUAACCAAAAAAACACCAAAGUUGAUGAAAAAAUGCUCACGCUUUUGAAGUGUAUAAAGUGUUCAAAUUACGCUGUCCCACCGAUUCAUUACUGUACGGAAAAAUCGAAUGUUGUUUGUUCAGAGUGUAGGGAAAAUCACGGUUGUAACUCUUGCAAAAGAUCAGCGCCCACUAGAAAUAUUAGCCUUGAUGGAUUAGCUAGUUUACUAACUUAUCCUUGCAAGUAUAAACGAAACGGUUGUACUUUUGCCUCAAAGUGUGAACUAAUCAAUGAGCAUAACGACUCGUGUGAAAUGAGUGAUCUGUUAUGUCCGUUUAAUCAAACCACCUUAAAUUGCUUAUGGAAAGGAACAAAAAAACAAAUACUGGAACACAUAGAAAACAAGCAUCCUGAAUAUUUGUACGAAAAUAAUACUGUAAUUUCAGAAAAGUUUCAAGAAGGAUCAACCUACUACAGGGUAAUAAAAUUUUACAAACUUUGUUUUCUGUUAAACUUUAAAAAAGGGUCAUUCACUUAUUAUUUUACUGUGCAAGCGAUUGGUUACUUUCCACACCAGUACAAAUUUGAAGUUGAGAUUCAAGAUCCUUCUACGGAAGGUAUUAGAUUAGUGGCCAGCAAACUUUGCGCAAAGAAGAUGGAAAUAAAUAGUAGAAAUUGUUUUAAAAAUGUGAAAAAUUAUUGCACUUUCCAUAAUAUUGAUGCAUUUAAAACGGACAAUGGUAUUAAUUUUAAGGUUAAUGUUUUCAAAUAAUUGUCCGAUUCUAAUAAACCGCUUAGGAUAUUGUUUAUUUUCUGUUACUAGUUUGUUACUUUGGAUCAAAUAAAUAUUUUUCUUUAUU